Penicillium robsamsonii is the source of this 1641-nucleotide messenger RNA. Its product is annotated as cytochrome P450. Gene Ontology annotation, molecular function: oxidoreductase activity, acting on paired donors, with incorporation or reduction of molecular oxygen; monooxygenase activity; heme binding. The transcript is spliced from 4 exons. Lineage: Eukaryota; Fungi; Ascomycota; Eurotiomycetes; Eurotiales; Aspergillaceae. The coding region runs from base 1 to 1641 and encodes 546 amino acids. The record is from RefSeq and is a predicted model, not a curated record.
AUGGCCGGCGACAGUAUGCUGGCAGUGGGUGUAUUCACCUUUGCCGAGGCAUAUUUCCUCCAACGCACUGUCUUCACCGACAAUACCUUCCAAAGAAUCUGUCUCGUCGCACUCGCAGUAAACAUCCUCCUAAAAGUCUUCUACGGUGUAAUAAUAUGGCCAUUCAUACUAAGCCCGGUGCGGCAUCUACCGAAAGUCCAGGGCUCGCAUAUAGAACUCAUCUUCGACUCACCACGAGGAACAAAACCCCUCCGGUGGAUGAAAGCCGUCCCAAAUGAAGGCCUCAUUCACAUGCGCGACACAUUCAAUCAAAGCUAUGUGAUCCCAACUAACCACCAGGCCCUGUUAGAUGUGAUGAGCACAAACACAUACGACUUUGAGAAGCCAUGGCGCAUGCGCAACUUCCUCGCGCGGAUCAUCGGCUUCGGAAUGAUUACCUCGGAGGGUGUAGCACACAAGAAGCAGCGCAAAGCGCUCACACCCGCGUUCAAUAUUAAGAAUAUCCGCUCGAUGUAUUCGCUCAUGUGGAGCAAGACGGGACAGUUACUGGAUGAACUAGAGAAAGAAAUCACGGUGCAUCCGAUGGAUGGAACAAGUCCAGAGGACCGAGAGGGCAAGGUUGAAAUGGCCGAGUGGGCGAGUCGUCUCACACUCGACAUAAUCGGGCCUAUAGCAAUGGGGCGUGACUUUGGCUCGUUACAUAACAAACGAAACAAAGUGGCCGACAGCUUCGCAAAGAUCCUCGAGCCAACCAAGGAGAAGAUGGCGUUCCUGGUAAUGAACUUUGCACUACCGCAGUGGAUGGCGAGACGUGUGCCGUGGCGGAUGAACGACGUACUGACUGCCGAGACGGCAUACCUGCGCAGUACAUGCGAUGAGAUUGUACGUGAGAAGCGAGCUAGUCUUGCUGGAUCAAAGGUUUCUGCUCAAGAUCUCGAGGCUGAUAUUCUGGGGACGAUGAUGCUUGGUGGGGAUUUCUCGGAUACGGAGUUGGUGGAUCAAAUGUUGACAUUUUUGGCUGCCGGGCACGAAACCACGGCCAGUGCCUUGACCUGGGCCUGCUACCUCCUCCAUCUCCAUCCAGAAUACCAGACUCGCCUCCGCGAUGAAAUCCGCUCCAAGGUCCCAUCAGGCAACAGCCCGAUAGCCUACCAAGACCUCGAAUCCCUUCCUCUGCUAAACGGCGUCUGCCAAGAAGUCCUCCGCCUGUACCCGACAGUCCCAACAACAAUCCGCGAAGCAGUCCGCAACACCGUUGUAGCGGGAAAGUACAUCCCAAAGGGGACACGGGUGAUUUUGUGCCCGUGGGCGAUAAACCGGAGCCCACUCUUCUGGGGCGAAAACGGGGAAGAGUUUGUGCCCGAGCGAUGGAUCGACACGGACAAGAACGGACACUGUAUCCCGAACAAUAAUGGCGGGGCAUCGACGAAUUUUGCACAGAUUACGUUCCUACAUGGACAGAGAUCUUGUAUUGGAAAGGACUUUGCGCGUGCAGAGUUGCGGUGUGCGGUUGCCGGUGUUGUUGGACGGUUUUCGUUUGAAAUGCAGGAUCCCAAGCAAGCGAUUCAUGUUGCCGGGGCUGUUACUAUUAAGCCGGUUGAAGGGAUGCAUUUGAGGAUGCGGAGGGUUGAUGGGUGGUAG